Anopheles stephensi (Asian malaria mosquito) is the source of this 2525-nucleotide messenger RNA. Its product is annotated as coiled-coil domain-containing protein 22 homolog. Gene Ontology annotation, biological process: positive regulation of ubiquitin-dependent protein catabolic process. The transcript is spliced from 5 exons. Gene Ontology annotation, molecular function: cullin family protein binding. The record is from RefSeq and is a predicted model, not a curated record. NCBI's taxonomy places the organism in Eukaryota, Metazoa, Arthropoda, Insecta, Diptera, Culicidae. Bases 797 to 2425 code for a protein of 542 amino acids.
AAGCAUGAUUUUGGGACACGUAAAAGUAGUAUAAAAAAUUGUGCAAAUCUUUUGGCAGUUGUUUUCAGCCGCAAAUCGCGUGAUGGAGGUUGAUUAAGUUUAUUUGAACAUACAUUGUGCGGCACAAACAUGACGCAUUAAAACUAGAGCUCCCAAUUGACUCAUAAUAAGUCCUUAAUAACUCUCUCUCAUUUAGAGUUGUUUUUUUCAGCAGAUCUUCCAGCACAAUUGCAACCGGAAAAUCGUAAAAGCGAUUCAAAAAUUCAAAAAUCCUGGCCUUUUCUGCCAGCCACCUGCAUCUCUGUGUCAUUGCAUUGCUGUCAAACUCGGCGAAAGGUGUGCGUGUGUGUUGGUGAGAAUGUUUACAAACGCGUCAGCCGUCAAACGAAAGUUGCUGUCUUUUGUACGACUUCUUCACGGGCGGUCAAGGGGGGGAAUUAAUUUAUGGAGGCGCACUGAUACGGGAUAUCUGGUAGUUGUGAGGUAAUUCGGAAAAAGUGUACCCAUGUACGGAGAUUGCAGUCGUUCAGCUUGAAGCCGUUCGUGUGAACGAUGUGUUCGGCGUGAAAUGCAAGAGAUUGGGCGGCCAAGAGUGCUUUAUCACUGCCGUCGUCGUCAUCGUUGAACAAUCAUCAGCAUCCGCUGCCGGGCUGCCGGGAGAGGACAGGGCGAAGGAUUUUGAACAUUUUGAUAAGAGGAAUUAAGGGCUCCUUUAUUCCCACCAUUGCUUGUUUGUUGCGCCGGAAGGAACGACGGUUCUGAGCUGCUUCCGGAUACAUUCCAUCCCCCCUUCAUUAUGGAUGAUAUAGACAAUAUUAUUCUGCACUCGCUGCGUCAGAUCGAUUGCGAUCUGGAUGAAGAUAUACAGGGACUGGACCAGUUUACGCCUUCUAUUUUAGUGCGAACCGUUACAAAAUGUUUGCUACUAAUCGAUCCUACACUGGAUCUGCCCCACACGCUUCCAUCCGGAAUGGCACAAAGGUUUACCGUAACGGCACGGCUAGCAGAAGCUUGUUCGGCCGUGGGAUAUCGGCGCGAUAUCGGCUAUCAAACGUUUCUCUACUCGAAUGUUGCCGAGGUGCGCCGUGUGUUUAUGUUUCUCAUCGAGCAACUGCCCAAAGAUACGACCGAUAACGCCGAUCCGGAAGCACCGUUCGAUCGGGUGACGGAUUUGGAAAACCGUAUCGUGGAAAACAUGAGGCAACAGUUGCGCGGCUCUUGGCGUACCGAUCCGUCCCCGCUAGAUCUCAGAAACUCGACACUGGGAUGGCCUAACCGUGGUCGCGCUAACAUUCCCUUCGUAACGCAAAGCGAUGUUACGGCAGAAAUUAAGGAAUAUUGGUUACGGCGUAGCGGAUUUUGGGACGAGGAAAAGGAUGAAGUUGAUCGAAAGCUUCCCGAAAGUGCUGUUAACGCGCAGGAAUCGCUUUUAAAGCUACAAGCGUACUACGCGCAACAUAAAUCGAAAUCUCCUUUGGCCGAAGAACUGGACGAGCAUGAAUCGCCCAGCAGUUUAGACCAGCUUGAUGCAUUGCAGCAAGAAAUUGACAAAAUCAAUACGGCCAUCGAAGAGACCAAGCGCGAACAGCGAGAUCUCCAAACGAAGCGGUCGAUUGUUGGGGAGAAUGCGAAAACGCUGGAAAGCGUUACGGACAAGCUGAAGGAGGAAAAGAAAAUCAAAGAACGAACGCAUAUCCUGCUGGAGAAUCCGGAGGUGAAUGUGGCCAAACUGGAGUCUAUCAUUGUCGCUGCCGGGGAGAAGAUGAAAAAGUUGCAAAGCCAAUGGGAAACACAUCGUGCGCCACUGAUGGCACAGCUUCAGGAACAUCAAGUCAAAAAUUCGGACCAAGUUAGCAAAUCUCAGAAAGUGGUUGAUCAGAUCGAAUCCGCGCGUCACAAAUCGGAGGAGGUCAUUGUGGAUCUGCAAACCAAGAGUGCCCUGCACGCGAGACUGGUGCAGGAGUACGAGCGAAUGGGUAAAACGGUCAGCCGUACGGCGUACACGAGUCGCAUUCUGGAAAUUGUAGGCAAUAUUCGCAAGCAGAAGACGGACAUCGACAAGAUUCUGCACGAUACGCGCAGCUUGCAAAAGGAAAUCAACUCCAUCACCGGUCAGCUCGAUCGUCAGUUCACCGUAACGGAUGAUCUGAUCUUUCGGAAUGCCAAGCGGGACGAGUACUGCAAGCGUGCCUACAUUUUGCUCGUAGCUCUGCACACCGAGUGUAGCGAGCUGAUCGCGCUGGUACAGGACACUGGCACCGUGAAGCGGGAAGUACGCGAGCUGGAAGAUCAAAUUGAGCACGAGAAGGAUCGGAAUGUGGCAGCGAAUCUGACCCAGAUCGGGCAAGAUUUGGAAGAGAUGCAGCAGGAAAGCCGCCGGUUGGAGGAGGCCAUACGCCAGCUGGAAAUGUCCGCGACGAAGUAAGGUCGAAGAAAUCGCGCACGUCUUUUCCGGCAGGUUCGAUGAUUGCACGAUCGAUAGGGAAAAUAAAAUGUGAUAUAUUCCACAAGCGGGAUUGACACUG